Porites evermanni is the source of this 7418-nucleotide messenger RNA. The record is from the annotation of a GenBank genome assembly. NCBI's taxonomy places the organism in Eukaryota, Metazoa, Cnidaria, Anthozoa, Scleractinia, Poritidae.
AUGGCUACGAUACAUAAAAGAAACUGGAUGGAGGAAGGGGAAAACAAGGUAUAUAUGGAGCAAAGCAAAAACGGCGAGUGGAAAUAAUAAUUUAUAAACAAAACUCUUCGCUCAAUUUUCUCCCGUAGUAGGAUCAAUAAAAAGAAUUAUGAUCUUUUCAAUGUAAUAGGUUUACUUCGUGGUUCCAAAAGCUUGUUUGGCUUAAUCAUGCUGUACAAUUAAAUUCUGAGACGGCUGAUCUCCACAAGGAACACGAUAAAUCAAUCUUUCUGGUCACGUCACCCCCAUUUGAGGCGUUGCUAGCUCAGUUUUGUUAAACACGUGUUCGAAAGAUAGCCCCUGAGUGGAGAGGCAAUGCAACUUGCACCCAAGAAGCCGUCAGCGAACUUCAUAGACGUUCCUAAAAUGAGCGUGGCAGAGGAUGGAUCUGAUUAUUGACUUCCCGUCAAGUAAAAAAAAAUCUACAACUACUCAGUUUUACGAUCUCUCUAACAUGGUCAUUGUUGCACCCUUUUGGCUAUUAAGUAUGUUAUGAGCAUGGUAACUUAACACUUUUCACAAUAGAAUGAGAAUUUACAGUAUUCAAUCGGGACGGGCAUCUAUUUCUUAAUCGUACCACCUUUAGAGCCGGUUUCUAUGGUGAAGAAAAACCUCUUUGUUUUCAACAGCUGGGUAAGGCUAUUGAAGCGUUUUAACUUUUAAUAAAAUAACAAUUUCCAAUCCUAACAACUCUAUGGAGACGGUCGUUUUUUGUCUGAAAUCAUCACCGUACAUCUUAUUCAGUCGUUCAUGUACAUGAAGUUAGAGAAAUGAUUAUUUUACCGAUUAUUUGCAAGAACGAGUGAAUAAACCACCGGCACAACACCUGACGCUGCUGCCCGUCUAGACAGACCCGACGUAAAGCAAAGUAGCUUCAGCAUUAUUAACUUUUGAUUUUAGUGUGCAGCACCACAAACUAUUUCCUUCACCAUUUUUCAAAUUUCCUACAAUAAAAAUCAUGGCCAAGGACUGUUCCGUUGUUAUGUUUUCAAGGAGCACAAUAAAUUCGGACGUCAUAAUGAUUUAUAAUAACCUGCCAGACAUUUAGCAAACAAGCGAAAUAUAGAAACAAAUUUUACAACAUAAUGAACACUCAGCCGGUGGUAUAUUGAAACAACUUCAAUCAGUGAUGACCUUUUUGGGGAGAUGCCGUAUAGAGACAAGACUUUCGUCGGACGAGAGGCUUCCACUGAAUAGUUUUUAACUUGUUCUAUAACUUGUUGACUAAGCUAGUCUAUUACUUAAGGUAGCGUAAUUCCGUAACAAUAAUUGAAAAGGAAGUAGUUUAAAUUAUAAUUUAAUUACCAGUACAUCUUAGCCGAUCACAACAAAGGGUAGUGAUUAUUCUUUGAUGCCUCAAAUAAACUAUAAACUAUAAACUCAAAUAAAUUGUAGUGAACACUUUAUUCUUCCUGAGUGCAAUUUGUAAGUGCUUAAAUAUGCCCAAGUUCAACCCCCCUGAGGAAAAGGUCCGCUUUGAUAACUCACUCAGUAUCUUCUUUUUCAUCGUGGGUUAAAUCGAGAAUGAUAUUAAUUCGGCAGACUAUUAUAAUUUAUUUUAUUAUUAUUUUUUUAAUUUGUAAAAAUGCGUUAUUUUAGAAGGUAAGAUCUGCUUGGCGGGUGGUUUGACUCUAUGUACAAAUCCCACGUUUCCCCUUUUAACCCUUUUCGAAAAACAAAAACAAAAAAAACGAGUGUAUGUAAAAUGGUUACUUUAUCUUUGUAUUUUGUGAGUGUGAUUUUCGUAGGUCAGUACAGCACCAUGCUUUCAGCCUAUCAGCUAAUUUUUUUGUAUAACUUUUGCAAGGGGGCUUAAACAAAACAUUAACUUUUUAAUUAGUCCAGCCAGCUGCUGUGCUUUCACAUAAUUCCUAUGCCAUCAUGAUUGAGAGGAAACUAAUCUGAGCGGAAGGUCAAAGUCGUUUGGCAGGCAGAGUUAACAAAAAACUCGAGAGCGUCUUGAAACUUUGUCACGCCCAGCCCUUUCAGAAGCUUUCUGACUGGCUAGAAAAUAGUUCCGGACCUAUCAGAAUCGGCGCGAAACUCAGGUCCGCCGGCUCGGAUAAAAAAAAAAAAAGUAGUCAGGGGCUUUCGUGUUCGUAAACUUUGAGUGUAGCGAAACUGCCCAUGAAUCGAUCCGUGGAUGAUAAAUCAUUGACAAUUUAUCAGUUAGAAAAAAAUCCUUUUUUUCAGUUUACAUUGCUCCAAGUUAUGUAUAUACUCACCAUUCUGCUAAACGUGACGUUAUUUAAGUACUGUUUUGCCUGUGUUUUACACUUUUUUGACAGAAAAGAAUGAUAUUUAUGAAAAAUGCUAACUGCAUUCAACAUUUUUUGUUUGAUCGGGUCGCUCUUUUGAAAAGAAAAGAACUUCUUUUCAGUCUUUCGGUUUACAGGCCCCUCAAGGUUUAUUUAACUCUUGGCUCUUUCACUAGAAGUAACAAAGAUCAUUCUUCUUUGCCUUGAAACCGUGCUUCGUUCACUUUUCUCGUUGGGCGAAACCUGAUAUUGAUAUGCAAACUGCCUGUCACACAAACACAGCAAAUGUAUGGACUAACAUAGCACGUGCAGCGGACAAAGCUUUGUGCAAAAACUGCAGGGUUAGAAGAAUGGCUUGGCUAUUCAGCCGUGAAUAGGUAACUUUGUUAGAACUAUAAAUACGGGAUUAAGGUUUUCAAUAGUCACCAUACGUUAAUGAGGCUGUGAAGUGCUGUUGUAGUCGUUUAAGUUUCAGUAACUACGGUUUCAACUUGAUAAUCUGAUAUCGAAAAUAAAAUGCCAUACAUUGGACUUCAUCAUUUAAAGGGCUAGAUCUCCUUUAGAAAUUUUUUUUUGUUUGUUUACUUGUUAAACCCAGAGAACAAUGAAGACCCUAUCACACUUGACAACUGGAAGUUGUAAGCGCAAACUACCAAAUUUCCAUUUUAACUACCGGCAUUUGUCCUACUUUAACUGAACUGAAAAAUAAAUAAACGCGGCACCAGAGAAAAUAGAGUCGUGUAAAAAAGCGACACUCGUUUAGUCAAGCGCCGGAUAAAAUGAUCGCUGCGGCAAGAAGAUAGCAAAAGGCCUAGAGGGCAUGUUAUUAGUAUAUAAUUAAGACUUAAAGAUCAGUAGGGCAGAGAAAAGGAUUAAUUGCCAUGUUUAGAUUUUUCUUUGGGAACACUGCUUUGGAGAACUUUUUUUGGUUACUGAAAUGGUUUAUUGUGUAAUUAAAAAAUGGAAGAUUCACUCGGUUUGGUUCACUGCCAGAUCACAAAACUGUUAACUUGCUUCAUAGGGCAAGAGAAAAUUUGAAUAACACCCUCUUAUAAUUCCUAUAAUUAUGCAAGCAUAUUAACUUUCAUAACUACGGAAGAAGAUCAUUGACUUUCUCGCCGUGAUAGAGUUCAGGGACAUGCAGGUGAACGAACAAAGAAAUCGAGAAGUGUUUGGAUCACUGUCUCAUUAUACACUAUCGCAAUUCCUCCCCUGUUCUAUUGUCUAACUGAGAAGACAAAGAAAAACGCCCUACCACUUCGCUAAAAUGAUGGGUGCUAAUCAGAUUAUGAUGAGAUCUCCUUAAUGUUAUUCGUAUUAUGUGGGUGUUCGUUCUAGUUAAGACUGUGUUCCAACGGCCAUUGGGGCGAAAAGACCUAUAAACAAAUUUGUGAAUCUACAGCUAAACAUAGACUGGACACAUUUGUUGAACGGAUUUUCAAGAGGGCCUUUAUUACUACGAAGUGACACAUUGUAAACAAACUGGAUGGUUCAAACAGACUGAGCGGUAAACCACGUUUGAAUUACAAAGCGUCAUUUUCCCGUACUACCAAAUGUCCAGUACCAGCUCUAAUGCAAGGACGAGGUGCAAGGAAUAAUAUAUCAUCUUCGAUAGAAGUAACCAAGGAAUAAAAUGGCCAUGUUUAAGCCAAAAGAAUGCGGUCUCUAGGAUAUUUUUUAACAACAUCAAUUGAAUAUCAUUGAAAAGGGUUCCAUUAGCAUGCAACAAAAUGGAAAGAACAGUUGGGCGGAGAGAAUUGUGUUUGAGAUUAAUUGAUAUAAUUUUCUGUGAUUUUCGGAGUAAGUAAAAAUUAAAAAAAGAUCAGAAAGUUUUUUUGCUUUUUUAAAGGCUAAAUCCUCUUGUAAUAACUCACCAUAAAAAACCAGCCACCUGCGGACAACCAUAGAGCGCGCAUGCGUGUUUAAAGGAGACGUCAGGUCUAGAAACAUGUAUAGACCCUUCAUUGAAACAAAAAGCCGACGCAUCAUUUUUCAUCAAAUGGUGGAAAAAUUAGAACUUCGUGAAAGCUGUCAUCAAGGACCUUUUUUACAACUAUUAUAGUGAAAACUUUAUUCUAUAUUAAGACCCCCGACAAGUUGACGUUAUUUAGUUCUGAAUUAAACAGAAGAAAACGAAAAUCUCAGUCGACCAGUUCUGCUUUCUCACUUCGCCAUAAACCGACUGGUAAACAAAUAAAAGCAGGCUUACGAAAGUAACGAAACACAGUUAUGUUAAUCUUACUAGUCGAAGAAUUGAUCGCUUAAGGAAUCACGAUUAAAAAGAGUAAACUAAAAUUGUGUUUAAAUUGCUAUUGUUCAAAUCUCCAUCUGUUUACCAGUGGUUUGUUUUCAGAUAGUUAUGAUAAUGGAAGAGACAAAACAAAUGACCAAUUUGAAAAAUUUACAAUAAAAUACCAACUUGUAUGCCGAGCGACCAAGUCGUCGGAGUAGAUUUAAAUGUUGAAUCAUGUCUAAAUUUAUCGAAAAAAGUUUGCGGAUGGAAAUACGUUUCUAGCAAAAGAACAAGCAUAUUAUUACUGAAAGGACCAUGCCACAAUGUAAUAUUCACUUGUAAACCACAUGGAGCACUGCUCUAUGAAAAGGUAUCCAAAUGAAAGAAAACUAAUUAAACUCCAAUUUACAUAUUUGCAGUGGAUUUUAAAAGAGCAGCUCUUGUAAUUGUCUGUCAUUAUCAAGGCAGCGAUCGGAACCGAAAGACUACCUACAACAUGCCGCGUUCAUUUCUUGUAAGAGGAAGGCAAAGUAGCUCGGGUCCUACAGAAAAAUCUUCAAACACAAGUAAAGACAAAAUUUCAGGUGAGAGAAUUACCCGACAAAUUAUGUGCUUGGAAUAUAUAUAUGUAUUUUUUUUUUUUGGAAAAAAGAAGCACACACAAUCCUUUUUUUAGAAAAAAAUUGUGAAUAAUCAAGAAGAAGUGAGAAAUGAAUUGAACGUGAUUUGAUUGUCCCGAGUACGCUUUGGUGUUAAAAACUAAAGAGGGUCACAAUUCUGUGUGGUCAAAUGAAUUCUGACUGGAUUCGGGGAAACCGCCCCACACCGAGUGAAAUCACGCAGGAAGUCUCAAACACAAGGAUUACUCUUAGACGCGAGAGUAGCAACAUCGACCAAAACUGAGGUUUCAUUCCAAAAUCUACUGAUUUCUAACUGGGAGGAUCAUUCCUCUGGUCUAAAUAUUGUCUUUCCUGAAGUUACAGAAUAUAAGAAGGCCUUGGCCAUUCACUAUAGUUUGCAAGCCACGAACUGUUCGUUCUAAAUAAGCUAAGCUUUCUCGAUCAUCUUUAAAAACGCACUUUUAAGUACAAAUAGCGAAUAAACGAGUAAAGUAACUGUUUAUCUUUAACGAAGUAAAUGUGUAACAAAGGAAUAGACAAAAUUUACGAACUAAUUUGUGUUUGGCUGUUCACGAAAGAUGUCAAAAAUUCUGCUCUCUGCUAUAUACGUCCAUUAUCUCUACCGACUAUGAUAUUGAACAUUUAUUGAAAUAAGAUAAAUCGCUUUUAAAAAUCUUACGGUAGAAAAGAAAACCUGUUCAUUCGUAAUGCCCCAUUUAAUUAGUCAUAAGGAAUCUUUUUCGAAAUCGCUGUAAAUUGGUCGAUUUUAGAGAACCACGUUUGAAACAAUUUAUCUUAUCUCGUUGAAUGCUCUAUUUUGCAACCCCGCCGGCGAUAGUUAAUUGCUUAACUGAUAAAAAUGGCGUAUUACUCACAAGAAAAAAAUUUAGUUUUUAUUAACUUCAGUCUUGCAGUUAAAAAAGAGAACAAGUUAAGCAGGACAACGAGAUCUGCAGAGAGAUUUCGUAGCAGAGAGACAUGGUCAUUCUAAACAAUGACCACACAAGCAGAUAUUACUUCAAUGUGCGGGACGGUUCCCUUUUUACAUCUGCGUGCCCAUAAAUGGGUACCUGAAUCACGCAUGAAAUUGUCCUUUUAACAUCACCCUAAAAAUCCAUGGAUUUCCUCAACAAAUAUCAUGUCAAGGGUAAAAGUACGAAAAUAAUUCUAUUUUUCAAAAAGUCAGUACGCGCAAAUGAAGUUUGUCUGUUUCUGCUCUGUUUCGUUACUUGGUAGCACUUUGCGCACAAGUAGCAAUGUGUAGCGGCACUGUCCAAGCACCUUCGUUUUAUUACGAUAUCAGCCUUCAGUGUCAUCUCCGAUCGACUAAAAAUUCGUAUUUUUUUCAAAUAUUCCCUUUAGUCGUGAGUUCCAUGCUUAUGCUGUAUUGUUGUCUUCUUUCCCUCAGAAAAUAAAACGGAGAAUUCAUGUGCAGACAAAUCAGCGGCUUCUUCUACACCAGCCUACACUACAGAGCCUUCUCUUGUUCACGAUUCUAUAUUCACUCACACUCCGAACACAAAGGAAAGCCAACAUAUCCGACUUCCCACCCUUGUUCGACGUGCUGGCCCUGAAUUGUUUGACUCUAAGUUGCAGUUUGGCUUUCCUAAGAUUACGUUCCCCAUGACGCCACCGUCUCCGUUUGUGUUUAGGCCCGUUCCGAGGUAUGGGAGUAUUACAUACCCCUUCGGAUGCCCAAACUUUACUGGAAACCCAACCGGGAUGAACUUCAACCAUGUAGUUCAUCAGUCGUCUUUUAUUCCUAGACCGUACCCACCAGAAGCGUUCAUUCCCACUGGAGGCCCUCCGAGCUAUCGGGUACCCACGAGUUUCAACGACCUUGAGGGACGAGAGACUAAAAAUUGCGAUGAAACUGCACCUAACGACUCGAUCACCUUAAAAACAAAAGUCUACAAAUGCCUGGAAUGUGGCAAAGAAUUUAAGAGGCCUUCGAGUCUUUCAACACAUAAACUGAUUCACUCGGAUCAUAAGCCGUACUCGUGCAGCUACUGUGGAAAAAACUUCCUUCGCAAGUCUGACAUGAAGAAACAUACACUUAUGCACACAGGAGUGAAACCCUUUCAGUGUAAGCAGUGUGGAAAGGUAUUUAGCCAGUCCUCCAACAUGUUAACGCACAUGAGGAGACAUACAGGAAUUAAACCAUUCCCCUGCAAGAUUUGCGGAAGACGAUUCUACAGAAAAGUUGAUGUUCGCCGUCAUACCAUGCGACACGAGUACAGAACAAGCAUUGAUGAAGAAAACGCUUAG